This is a messenger RNA of Fraxinus pennsylvanica, 816 nucleotides long. The record is from the annotation of a GenBank genome assembly. NCBI's taxonomy places the organism in Eukaryota, Viridiplantae, Streptophyta, Magnoliopsida, Lamiales, Oleaceae.
AUGGGACCCUGUUAUGGUCUUAUCUGUCUUUUUGACUCUUCUGAUGCGUUAUGCCUAUGGAAUUUAGCAACUAAAGAAAUCAAAGAUAUUCCAGAACCCCUCAUUCCUCACGAUGUUGAAUGCCUCGAUAGUGCUUUAUUCGGGUUUGGUUUUGAACGGAAAACUAGAGAUUAUAAGGUGGUCAAAUUGCUUAAGAAAGAUUGUGAAGAUCAAAACAAUGACUAUCAUAAUUACGUAUAUACCUUGAGCUCAAAUUCUUGGAGAAAACUCGAUGUUGUUUUGCCAGCUCAUCUUCAUAUCUAUAUUUAUUUUUAUGGUAAUUUGGCCUACAAUGGUGGAACUUAUUAUUGGUGGGCAGAGACAGUUAUUAUUUGUUUUGACAUGAGCAACGAGCAAUUUGGGGUGAUUGACUUGCCUAAAAUAGUUUUUCCACUUGUUGAGAGAACGAUUAAAAGAAGUAGCAUUUUCACAGAAUAUAAUGGAACGUUGGCGGUGAUUUAUUGGUUAGUGAAUGAAAAAUAUGAAACGUGGUUUGAACUAUGGAAAAUGAAUGGACAUGGCAUGACAGUUACAUGGGCAAAGCAACUUUCUGUUGGAUGGUUAGAAGUAUGGUUGAUGCCAAUAGGGACUUUUAAGAAUAAUAGGAUUAUUUUUACAAAUAAGGAUGAAGAGGAUACAAUAAUCGCUUAUGACCAAGAAACAAGAAGCUUACAAAUUCCUAUUCCAGUUGAUUCUGAGACAAAGAUUCACUAUUCCACAAUGGAAACAACUGCUUUAUUUUACAUUGAAAGCUUAGUUUCCAUGGGGGAUGGAUAA